Messenger RNA from Cyprinodon tularosa, 1638 nucleotides. RefSeq names its product homeobox C12a (gene hoxc12a). The coding region runs from base 48 to 878 and encodes 276 amino acids. Gene Ontology annotation, biological process: regulation of DNA-templated transcription. The record is from RefSeq and is a predicted model, not a curated record. The transcript has 2 exons. Gene Ontology annotation, molecular function: DNA-binding transcription factor activity, RNA polymerase II-specific; sequence-specific double-stranded DNA binding. NCBI's taxonomy places the organism in Eukaryota, Metazoa, Chordata, Actinopteri, Cyprinodontiformes, Cyprinodontidae.
AAUGUCAGAUUGCAAUAAACUAGAAGCUGUUGGUCGGGCCCGCGGAAAUGGGCGAGCAUAAUCUCCUUAAUCCAGGGUUUGUAGGACCUCUGGUAAACAUCCAUACAGGAGACACCUUUUACUUUCCGAAUUUUAGAGCCUCAGGGGGACAGCUGGCGGGGCUACCGUCUCUCUCCUACCCGAGAAGGGACAAUGUUUGCUCCCUCCCGUGGAACCCCUCGGAGCCGUGCAAUGGAUAUUCUCAAUCCUACUUUAGCAGCCCCGUCUCUAUUAACCCUUCUUUCAAUCGGUCGUGUGAGAUCACCAGACCGGAGGAGGGCAAGUGCUACUACAACAACGGGAACAGGGAGACCUGCUCAGGUGGCAACGGCAGCGGCAGCCUAAAACGGGAGGACAGAGCGAGGGACACAUCUUCCCUAACAUCUGACCACGGGAUGCACGCCGGGAUUGCAGGCAGCGUCUCCUUCUCUAAAUAUGAGUAUGGAACGGAGCAGCUCACACAGGAUCCGCCGUCCUGUCAGUCGAUGGAAUCUGACUCCAGCUCCUCUCUGUUAAAUGAGGGCGGCAAGCCUCCAUCUAGCAACACACAGACCCUGGUGUCUCCGGGAAGCCAUUCUGGCAACAUAGCCGCAGGCGGAGGUGCCCCUUGGUACCCCAUGCACACUCGGGCCAGAAAGAAGCGCAAACCUUAUUCCAAACUCCAGCUGGCGGAGCUCGAGGGAGAAUUCAUGCUGAACGAGUUCAUUACCAGGCAGCGGCGGAGGGAGCUCUCCGACCGACUGAACCUCAGCGACCAACAAGUGAAGAUUUGGUUUCAGAACCGCAGGAUGAAGAAGAAGAGACUCAUGUUAAGGGAGCAAGCUUUGGCUUACUUUUAAAUAUGUGGGAUAUAGAAAGGUGAAUCAGUAGGCAGUAAAUAAGAAGAAAAAAAAAACGAAAGAAAGAAAAAAGCCAAGGCUUCUACGCUCCCUUAGGUCUUAUUUCAGUGCAUGCACUCAUCUACCCAUCUUCGUUCUCAUGGUGGGCUAUCAUUGCACCCUUUCUGCAGGUUUAUCUUUAAAGAUGCCCCCCACCCCCUAAAAAAAACAAGCCACUUUCUAGCGUCCACCACGAUGCACAUUAGUAAGCCUCGAGGUUUGACGAACUGGCACAAAAACUGUGAAUGUUUUUUUUUUUUUUUUCUGUGUAGUAUUUUCCCCUCAACUUAGUUGCUAAAUGUUGAGGAAAUAUUACAUCAUUCAUUCUGUUUAACCCUAAAUGAUAAGGGUGGAAGAGAGACCGUUUAAGGCAGAAAUCUUAGAAUAGGGUCUAAAUAUAUCCUUGAAAUCAGGCAGCCUGACUGCCAGGCAUUUGUGCUCCAGUGUCUGUUUAAUAUCUCUAUUAAAGAUCUAAAGGAGAAGAAUAUCCAUUUUUAGAUGUUUUCGGAUUCAUUAAGAGGAGUAAGUCCCACGUUUUGCCCUGUUUUUUCGGAGUGAACUCACGGUCCCGUGCAAGAGUAUCAGUCUUUGCAUGACAGAAGAAAGUCAAGACGAAACAAAUGAGUAAUAAAUAUAUAAUUCGUUUGUUCACGUGCAACAAACCACAGAGUCCUGCAUGAGUUUUUACCAUUCAAAAAUGGUUCUGAGGCUGCUAAAAAAA